ACGUGUGUGAAGUACAAAAAAAAGUUUCUUAUAAAGGCUACACAAUUCUUCAGCACAUCCAUUUGUUGUUGAGUUUAGACGCCAACAAGGAUCCAUCCAACGAUUAAAUACAUUUUUUUAUAUUUAAAUCAUUUUCGUUUUGUUGGCCGAUAAAGACACUCUAAACUGCCAAAAUGUGUGAUGAUGAUGCUGGUGCUUUAGUUAUAGACAACGGUUCGGGUAUGUGCAAAGCUGGCUUUGCUGGUGAUGACGCCCCCCGUGCUGUCUUCCCCUCCAUUGUUGGUCGCCCACGUCAUCAAGGUGUGAUGGUCGGUAUGGGUCAGAAAGACUCCUAUGUUGGUGACGAGGCUCAGAGCAAACGUGGUAUUCUAACAUUGAAAUAUCCCAUCGAACACGGUAUCAUCACCAAUUGGGAUGAUAUGGAAAAGAUUUGGCAUCACACCUUCUACAAUGAAUUGCGUGUGGCCCCCGAAGAACAUCCAGUAUUAUUGACUGAGGCUCCCUUGAAUCCCAAGGCCAAUCGUGAGAAGAUGACUCAAAUUAUGUUUGAGACAUUCAACUCGCCCGCUAUGUAUGUUGCCAUCCAGGCCGUGUUGUCUUUGUAUGCUUCCGGUCGUACCACUGGUAUUGUAUUGGACUCUGGUGAUGGUGUCUCUCACACAGUGCCCAUCUAUGAAGGUUUUGCCUUGCCUCAUGCCAUUUUGCGUUUGGAUUUGGCCGGUCGCGAUUUGACCGAUUACUUGAUGAAGAUCUUGACUGAACGUGGCUACUCCUUCACCACCACCGCUGAACGUGAAAUUGUUCGUGAUAUUAAGGAAAAGUUGUGCUAUGUUGCUUUGGACUUUGAGCAGGAAAUGGCCACCGCUGCUGCCUCCACCUCUUUGGAAAAGUCUUAUGAAUUGCCCGAUGGUCAAGUCAUUACCAUUGGUAAUGAACGUUUCCGUUGCCCCGAAGCUCUCUUCCAACCCUCUUUCUUGGGCAUGGAAUCUUGCGGUAUCCACGAGACUGUCUACAACUCCAUCAUGAAGUGCGAUGUCGACAUCCGUAAGGACUUGUAUGCCAACUCUGUAUUGUCCGGUGGUACCACCAUGUACCCUGGUAUUGCUGAUCGUAUGCAAAAGGAAAUCACUGCCUUGGCUCCAUCCACCAUUAAGAUUAAGAUCAUUGCUCCACCUGAAAGAAAGUACUCCGUAUGGAUCGGUGGUUCUAUCUUGGCUUCUCUAUCCACCUUCCAACAGAUGUGGAUCUCGAAGCAAGAAUACGAUGAAUCUGGUCCUGGUAUUGUUCACCGCAAAUGCUUCUAAAUCUUUUCGCCGCAAAAGAUUUCGACAAGCUCUAGCCAAGAUCAGAACCUCCAAUUAUGUUUUAAAUACGA
Messenger RNA from Lucilia cuprina (Australian sheep blowfly), 1375 nucleotides. RefSeq names its product actin, indirect flight muscle. The record is from RefSeq and is a predicted model, not a curated record. The transcript is spliced from 2 exons. Bases 174 to 1304 code for a protein of 376 amino acids. Lineage: Eukaryota; Metazoa; Arthropoda; Insecta; Diptera; Calliphoridae. Gene Ontology annotation, biological process: mitotic cytokinesis.